GUCAGCUGCAGUCCCGAGGAUUUUGUUAUUGCCCGAGAAGCUGAUUUUUCCUCAUUGUAUCGUACCACAACAGACUCCAAAUUUCCGCUCUUUUAUUCUGUUGUCAAUAAUUUUUUAUCUUCCUUUAGACUUCGUUUGUUUGCUUUAGCUCCACUAUGUCUUCAGAGGAGUUUGAAAAGCUGCAUGAGAUGUAUAAAUCUCUGUAUGACGAAGUGAAGUUGAUGCCUGAACGGGUGCAGAGGAGCCAGGGAGAGGAAAGGAAGAGGAUUAUCAGGGACUUUGAUGAGCGUGUUUCAGAGGCUGAAGAAGUGCUUCAGGGUAUGGACCAGGAGCUGUUUGGUGCUCCAUCAUCCUUCCGAACCCCCAUGUCAACAAAAAUUCGACUGUACAGACGAGAUCUGGCCAAACUGCAGAGAGACAUACGGCUCUCAGCAACACCAGGGCUUUCAGGUCAGCUCGGAGAUAGCAGACUCGGUGUUUAUGCCUCACAGAAUGAUCAGAGUACUCAUCUUCAGUCGCAGCGUGCUUUGCUAAUCCAGGGGACAGAGUCUCUAAAUAAUGCGUCAAAAAGUAUUGAGCGAAGCCAGCGGAUUGCGGCAGAGACCGACCACAUUGGCACAGACAUCAUCGAGGAGCUCGGAGAGCAAAGAGAGCAGCUGGACCGCACCAGAGAUAGAUUGGUUAACACUGGAGAGAACCUGAGCCGGAGCAGGAAGAUCCUGCGCGCAAUGUCCAGACGGAUCGUGACGAACAAACUGCUCCUCUCCAUCAUCAUCAUCAUGGAGGUGGCCAUCUUGGGGGGAGUGGUGUACUUGAAGUUCUUUCGCAAGUAGGCAAUGAGAUACACAAGACUCUCUCCCUUUUCUUCUUCCCGAUGUUCACGGAUGUCUGACCUGGCAACAAUGUGCUGGAUGCUUUUGUGACUGUUAGUGUCACAUGGACUUGUAUGAGGGGUUAUAUUUAGUGCUAAACUUUAUAAGCAUAAGCACCUCUCUCAGGGUGAGAAGAAGACGGUCACCAUUGUGUAUUGACUUCUGGAGGACUUGUGUUAACAGGAGAAACUGUGUUACUUCCUCCUUAGCUGCCUUCAACAAGGUGCCAAGGUGAUCUGGUGGGUGGAUGAAUGGUGUAAAUGAUGAAGCGUCCAGUGAAAUGAGUGGAAAAAGAACAUAUACAGUAUAUUAUAUACAUCCUUUUACAGGCCUUGAUCACUUCACAGGAUGGUUCACUCCAAAAUUAUGUAAUUCUGUAAUAAUUUAUUGACUUUUUAUGUCAAUCCAAAACAUUUUUCCUAUACUGUGAAAGUUUUGGAUGGUAUUGAACUUCAUUGCACUGCUAAAAACAUUCAUCUUAAUAUUUUCUACUGUAUUCUAUUGAUGAAAAUAGAUUGAAGGAAGUCUUAAUUCAUUGGGGAUGCAUGUAUGUAACAUAUUUUGGAGUGAAUCAUCCCUUUAAUACUGAACUUUUAAGUAAAUGAUCAGAAUUACAUUGUGUAUUCAUUUAGGUUUGGUUUUGAGGUGGCAUUAAAGGUAACAUCUCUUUGUUUUUGUUCAUGAAA
Molecule: messenger RNA, 1558 nt
Organism: Danio aesculapii
Lineage: Eukaryota; Metazoa; Chordata; Actinopteri; Cypriniformes; Danionidae
Gene: vti1b
Product: vesicle transport through interaction with t-SNAREs 1B
Exons: 6
Coding region: 156-833 (225 amino acids)
Biological process (GO): intracellular protein transport; Golgi to vacuole transport; vesicle fusion with Golgi apparatus
Cellular component (GO): SNARE complex; Golgi apparatus; ER to Golgi transport vesicle membrane
Molecular function (GO): SNARE binding; SNAP receptor activity
Source: RefSeq, a predicted model, not a curated record